Messenger RNA from Acanthopagrus latus (yellowfin seabream), 6578 nucleotides. RefSeq names its product FBJ murine osteosarcoma viral oncogene homolog B (gene fosb). The coding region runs from base 780 to 2114 and encodes 444 amino acids. Gene Ontology annotation, cellular component: nucleus. Gene Ontology annotation, molecular function: RNA polymerase II cis-regulatory region sequence-specific DNA binding; DNA-binding transcription factor activity, RNA polymerase II-specific. The transcript is spliced from 6 exons. The record is from RefSeq and is a predicted model, not a curated record. Lineage: Eukaryota; Metazoa; Chordata; Actinopteri; Spariformes; Sparidae. Gene Ontology annotation, biological process: regulation of transcription by RNA polymerase II.
CCGUGGCUAGCACAUGGUGCCGGUUACUUGUUUUAGCCUGAAUAUCUGCUUUUCACGUGGUCAUAGUGACUAUUUUGAAAGGUGACACGAGGGAAAACAUAUCGUUUGUUGUCACUGUAACGUCUUUUUGUAUAUUUAUUGGCAUACAAAGGUUAAAUAACAGUAUUAGUCAGGAGUCAUCUUCGUGAUUUCUUACUGUCUUCUUCGUACUCCCCCCGCGAAGCCCCGCUAUUAUCGUUUUUUCCCCCCGUGAAUGUGGGAGUUCGCCUGCGUUAUCAGCCAUUCACCUCAGUAAUUCCCCAUCAUGAACAACUUACAUAGACGGAGUUAGUCAUCCCGGUUCAGCAGCACAGCCACGAAAUUGUCAGACGGUGAGAAAUAUCUCGUGCCUGUGAUAGUAUAAAAAAAAAACAUCUAUUAUUAUCCGUCGGCGAGGUGAGCUUCUGGUCCAUUUCAGUGGGAGAGGGAUUCCCUCAACGUCACCAAGGAUACCAAACACAACAAGCACAAAUAUGGUCAUGUACGUCAGCGGAACUCCGAGGGAGGGACUAGAAAUGCCCUGGUUGUAGCCGAUGAGGAUGGAUUCAUUCAUAAGACAAGAUCUGCUACUGUACACCGUAAAGCUAACGUCCUCCGGCACACAGUGAACGGACUUUAUGGAUUUAUAAUCGCAAACUAAGAACAGCGCUCCGAGGAUUUAAAGCUAAACGAGAGGACUUCUUAACACAUUGAAUCGGGACACUUCCCCCUGAACGCGGGGAACUGGAUUAAGCUUCUUCAUGCAACUUUUUUGGAAAGAAACCAAGAGCAUCUCACCGGAGUUUAACAGGAAGAUCAGCAACUGUGACAUCGCGCUCUCUCGGGUAACUGCAGGUGUCACUUUCUCUCUCGGUCCCUCCGGGGAAAUGUACCAAGGGUUCCCCGGCGACCCAGACAACGGAUCCCGUGGAAGCUCGUCUCCAUCCAUAGAGUCCCAGUACCUUUCAUCUGUGGACUCCUUCGGGAGCCCGCCGACCACCAGUGCUCCGCAGGAGUGUGUGUCAGCGGGAGCUGGCUUGAGCAUUGUGGACAGCGGGCCAGGGGCCAGUGUUGGAGGGGAAAUGCCCAGUUCAUUCGUACCAACCGUCACCGCCAUCACCACCAGUCAAGACCUGCAGUGGAUGGUUCAGCCAACCCUGAUCUCCUCCCAGGCUUCUGGACAGAGUGGGUCCACUGGCACCACAACCAUGACCCAGCCGGUGUCACUGGUGGACCCAUACGACAUGCCAGGUCCCAGUUACUCUUCGGGGUCUGGAUUCACUCCUCCAAGUUCAGAAACUCCGGGCCCAGCUCCGGGCCCCAUCCGCCAGUCCAGAACUCGUAGCCGCCGCGCUAGAGAAGAGUCUGUGAGUGAGGAUGGAGAUGUUGGUGUGUUACUCACACCUGAGGAAGAAGAGAAGAGGCGUGUUCGGCGAGAGCGAAACAAGCUGGCUGCCGCCAAAUGCAGAAACCGCCGACGAGAGCUCACAGACAGACUGCAGUCGGAGACAGACAUACUGGAGGAGGAGAAGGCCGAGCUGGAAGCUGAGAUCUCGGAGCUGCAGAAGGAGAAGGAGCGCCUGGAGUUUGUCCUGGUGGCCCACCAGCCGAACUGUAAGAUCCCGUACCAGGACCAACCUCAGCAAGGCUCAUCGCAGCUCCCUCCGCUCCAGUCCCAGCUCCCUCCCCAGACCUUACAACCUCCUGUCUCCAUUGUGGGCUUGGCUGUGAAAGAGGACUCUUUCUAUCUGCCUCCUGCCUACACAGCUCAUCCGGCCUCCACACAGCCCCAGCCUCCGGUUCAGCAGCAGCAAGUCCAGCAGCAGCCAGGGAUAAUGCAGGAGGUAGAGUUUUCUAGUUCUUUCUAUGGCUCAGCUGAGCCGGCACCAGGUGGGCCAUGCCUCAUGGCCAGCGACAGUGGUGGUGGUGGUGGUAACGAUGACGCUGCGGCCAUUGGCAGCUACAACACCUCAUACACAUCUUCAUUUGUGUUCACCUACCCAGAGGGAGCCUGCGGGGUUAGUGCCAACCAGCGGAACAGCAGUAGCGAGCAGUCAUCUGAUUCCCUGAACUCGCCUUCGCUGCUGGCACUCUGACUGACCGACAGACACACGCGCACACAUAUCGACACACACACACAGUAUGCUCGCUGGAAGUAGAGGCUGAGGCAAGUACAUGCACAGUACCCAUCAGUCUCAAAGAUUGAUAAAAAAAAAAAAAAAAAAGACCAAUCAUUUGUUUCUGAUUGGCUUAAAGUUUACACAUUCUGAAAUGCAUUCCAAUUAAGAGCCAUAGAAAUAGUUGCACAUGAAAUACAUUUGAUCUAACUUUGAUCAUUGGGCCUAAAUAAUUUCUUGUUUUGUGUUAUUGGAAAACCUGCAACUGGACAACUUCAGUGAAUAAAAAACGAGUCACAAACACAUCAAGUCCAAGUUGCCAAUCUUAAGUGCUCUGAAUCAACAGAGUAGUUCUCAAGAAUAUUCUCAAUCUUGGACAUGUACAGAACAUUGAGUGAGUUACCACAAACUCACUUCACUCUACACUCCAACAAGCACCAGUGCCCCCAACUUGUUCCCUCUGUCGGUCGCCCUUUUUCCAGUGCUCUUGCUCUCAUCCUUUUCCAUCUUCUUCUCCCUUCUUCCUCUUGCUGAAUGUAUUUGUGCAAAUCUGAAAAUAGGGACGAAGGACAUUUCUGUUCUUUUCUUGUGGAAGACAGGCCGCUGAUUUCUCGCUCCUCUCUAACCCUUCAUCUGCUCGGCCUCCCUCUGCUUCUUCAUUUGCUGCUUGGACUUGGCAAGUUGGGGAUCUGAGUAUCACAGCCUCCACUAAACCUUGUGCUUUCUUCUCUCGUUUUAAAAAAAAGUCUUCUUCCGUCUGCCUACCUGCCAUGCGACCCAUCUCUGCCCAUCUCUCUCUUCUCUUCUGUCUCUUUGUUUCUCCCUCUCUCUGAAGUCUUCGACCCCCGAGAGCCCGAAGACCCCGUCCAGCCCCUGGGACCUUGAGUGAAUGAUGGCCCUACUAACGCGUCCUUUUGCACCCUCUCAUACAAGGACAUGGAUGCAACCCUCCACACAGAGGAACCUUUUUCUUGGAGCGCAUUGCUCAAAGCAAAACAGUGAACAGCAGCUAGAAACAUUCACACACGCACAUAGACACAUAAUUGAUGAACGCUACAUGCAAGACGGAUGCCACUGUCUUCUGCUGAGCCAUUUUUCAAUGUACACAUGAUGAUUAGACACAUCGUCGUGAGGUCGGUUAAAAGUGAGGAUGGAGAGAGGUUUAGCAGGAAGGGAGGAAGGAAGUGCGACCAAGCUGGACAAACGAAGAGGAUGACUCUCAUCCUAACCAUCGAUUUUUGGAACCAAAUGUUGAAAACAAUGAGAGAGCUAAAUGUCAAAGCAAAAAAAAAAAAAGAAAGAAAAAAUCUGCUCUUGCCAACUGUGUGGAAGGGUGACCUCAGUAAAAACACCUCCAUACCACAGAGCCUCAUCACUCCGGGCCUACAUGCGCAUAUUCACGCCAUCGCUUUGAAGUCUCUGAACUGAAGAUACAGACGUUUUGUUGCAGCGCACCAGCUCCGUGUUUUUUGCUAAGAAUCAAUCAGAUGUGAACCGAUGCCUUUAUUUAGAGGAGAGACGUUUCUUUCCUAGUGAUUCAGACAACCUCUAAACACUGGGCUCAGUGGUCUCUGUACCUCCCCUGUUUUCUCAGUGGAGACGAGGCGGGGGUGCGAUUUAUUGUGAGUGCGUCCACUCUGAGGCACCUGGCCCGUUUAUUUCUUUCUUUAUUGAGGUUGAUGUGGUGAGUGAGCACAAAGCAAGACCUGGAAACAAAAAAGAGGAGAACAUAUGGGCUGAUGUUGUGGAGUGAGCGUCCUUUCCUUGCCUGUGAAUUUGUACAAUUUGUUUUUCCUGUAUGUUUGAGUGAGAAUUGUUAUAUAUUUUAAUGUCUAUGUUUGUUUGCGUGUUUGAUUGUUUUGCAUUGACCUCUGCUUUCAUUUGUGCCGUUGCCGUUUCUUGUUUAUUUUUGUUUGUUUUGUUUUUUUUAAUCAGGAGAUUUCCUUAUAACUGUUACUAUUAUUAUUGCAUUGUAACGAUUGUUUCAUUAUUUUAUUGUAUUUUCAUUUGGCAACUUUGGAGGCAUGUUGUGCACUACAAAAAAAAAAAAAUCUGAUUAUAAGUCUAUAUGCAUAUACAUAUAUACAGGUAAAAUGUAUAUACAAGUGUAUGUACCAUGAUUGUAAAGUAUGAAUGUUUGCAGAUCUAAAUGGGAUAUUUUUGUCAAUGAAGAACAAGAUAAAAUGUUACUGAGGUUUAGUUUUAAAAUAAAUAUUUUUCUAAAGGAACAAAAAAAAAACUAUAAUAAAUUUAAAGUACUGCCCUAUCCCUAAAAAUGAAGCACGAUGUCACUGCCUCUAUCAAUGUGUAUUUAUGUUUUAUAAACAAUAUAAAGCACUAUCCAAGUUACAUUAAAUGUAUGUUUAUAAUUAUGAUGUUAGAAGGUUGUGGUAACGCCUUUGUUUUGUUUGUUUGUUUUUUCUCUGUGAGGUCUGUCCCAAUGCUACUGACACCUUAAUGCCACUUGAUCCUUCACAGAUGCAAAAUGAGGAAAAGAAAUAGUGUGAUUGAAUGUCAAUACACGUAUUAAAAGUGUUCAGACUACAACAUAAUGACUAAACUGUUUCAUUUAAAGGACAAAGUAUUUCAUACGCAGUAUGCAUUUCUGUCCAGUAUAAACAUAUCACUUAAGAACUUUGUUAUUUCCUAACCAAAAUGUGUGUUUGAAGGAUAAUAACAGUUUUAGCCUUGAUAUGAACAUUCUCAUAUUUAUCAAUUCUUGUACUAAAACAAAUAUGUUGUCUAAUUAACAUAAAAAUCUCUUGUGAUUGUAUUUGCUGGAUAAGAAGCUUUAUUUUCAAUAAAUAAACAUGUUUACUCAAAGAAUGCCAAGAUUAAUGAUAACAUUUUUUGUUUAAAUGUGGCUCUUGGUGGUCAGAAAAUGGGCAGACCUCAUUUUUCAAAAUGUUGAAUAAGGACUGUGUUUGUACAGAUGUUGGAGAUGCCUUUUGAUUUCACUCCAAAUGCAAAUGUGAUGAGAAUAUGUUCUGGUGUGAGAAUAAGCAUAAAACAUAUUCAAUAGUUCUCAUGUACAUAGGUUUUUGUGGUGCUACUUACAGUAUACUAUAAUGAUGAGGCAGUUUCACAUUGUAUGGUGAAAGGUUAAACAUUGCUGUUGCUGUGGUUCCAGACAUAUGAACACAUUUAUUGAGAAUAGAAGACAAUGACACAGUGAAUUCCCAGCAGCUGAAGCUCUGAGAGCCCCAGUAAUGAUUACAUUUGAUUUCUAUCAAUUGCCUGCUAUAUCUUUAAGUGUCAUAAACAAAUCCCAGAGGGCCUUUGUACUGUAUCUGCACUCCACACUUACGUCCCUGAUCGCCACACAGCAUAUUAGACUCAUUCUUUUGUCUAAUUUCUUUGCAUUGGAUUUAACCGAGGUUGUCUGACUUUGCUUUUUUUCUGUAAGGCACAAUCAAAAAAUGGGUUGCUAAUGAAUUGGAAAUGGUGACAAAGAAGGAAAAGGAGGUAUAUUUAGCUGCCGGCUAUAAGAGGGAGAAACUGCCUGCACCCACUUGUACUGUACAAUGGCUGCGUUAGCGUUAACUGAACAAGAGCUUUCCUAUUUUUCUAUGAUGAGGUGAAUGUUGCUAUGUAUUUCUAUUUUUCCACAAGUCCCAUAUACGCGCUGAUUUAACAUUUUCCCUGGUAUGAAAUGCAAUACUUUUGAUCCUCUUGGAUAAACAUAAUGUAGCAAAUCAUGCAGUGCUCAAACUGACAGCUACUAUAUGUCAAGUGUGAUGAUGUAUUGCUUUAAUCAUUAAUUUUUGUUACAAUAUUAAAGGUUAUCCAAAAUACUUAUUGUAACAUUUAAUUUUGAGACAAUCGUCACAAACAAUUGUGUUACAAUAUAUCUUAUUAUAUACAUAUAUACACACACAUUAUAUAUAUAUAAAAGUUAUUUUUAAUUUCAUUCAUAUAAGUUCCUCCACUUCAAAAAGCCAAUGCCUCUCCUAAUACAGUCCUUUAAUCAAUGUUUCAUCAAUUUUAUAUGAUUUGAUAUGUUUUAAGGUCACCACAGUGAAAGGUCCAAAGAAACUUCUAGAUGUGGCAUUGUCAGAUGUCAUGAAGGUGCUCUGAUAUCAAAUUGUCUAUUUUUUCAGUGCAUAUGAUUUAACAGAACUUACUAGUUUUCUGCACAUCACUAUCAAGUACUGUUUACUUAUUUUUAUAACUUGAUUUACAUUGUGUUUACUCUUAAAGAGGACCAAAGUGUACGACAAAUUUGACGCUUUUGUAGUCCCUGUGUGUGAUCUUCUGUGUCCAUAUUUCAGCUUCUGGCACUUUUUGUUAUCCUUGGAAAGUUUACAUGAUAAAGUUUUUUCUCAGUUUCUAGACUGCAAAAGCUGGGUGAGCUGUCUCCUUUAAUGAUGGUUUGACCAAAUGCCAUUCAUUUUCAAUUUGUGAAGACAUUAUAUAAAAUAAAAAAAAACAUAUUAUGAACUA